Molecule: messenger RNA, 1251 nt
Organism: Triticum aestivum (bread wheat)
Lineage: Eukaryota; Viridiplantae; Streptophyta; Magnoliopsida; Poales; Poaceae
Exons: 3
Coding region: 222-815 (197 amino acids)
Source: RefSeq, a predicted model, not a curated record
AACCAGCCGCGUCGCUGGCGCUUUUCCAGUCUGGACUCGUCGCCUCGCAGAGCUUAUCUCCUCAGCUUCUCUUGAGUAAUCCACAUCCCCCGACCUCCACCUACUGCCCAGGUAGCACGACCUCCCCACAUCUCCCCGCAUCACUCGCAGCCCUGGGACACGCCGCCACUGCCGCAUGCGCCCGCCGUCGGCACUCCACCAGAUCUCCUGCACCACCGGGCAUGGCGCGGGCUCCACACCAGCUCCCCCCGACACUCCGCCGGAUCUCCCGCACCACCACCGGGCCAUCCAUGGCGCGGGCUCCAACACCCGCUCCCCCCGCUUCCCCGGGCAUGGCGCGGGCAGUUGGGCGGCCAUGCUCAUGCCCAGCACCGGUAGUCUCGUUGAGCCGUCUCUUCCAGGAGGUCGCGCAUCGGAAGAAGGCCGUCUCCCCCAAGAAGAAGUACCGGCGGCCUACCCUCGUCGCCACUAUCCGCCGCCGACCGUACCUGGAUGGAUGCCUCCUCGAGGCCAAGCUUGUGCGUGGCUGCGGCAAUCCGGCUUUCUUGGCAUCAACACAGUCUGCAUACAUCCAGUACUCUAUCCACCAAAUGCGCAUUGUCGGUUGUGCAUUACGGCCUCUGCUUCCCUUCGUCGCGCCUGAUGCAUGCCAUGGCGCCCGCGCCCUCAAGCUCCAGCAGCAGCCCCGCCUUCCCGCGUCGCGCCGCAGCCCGCGUUCCUCUGCUUCGACCGCGCCCUCGCGCCCGACACUCGCGCCGGCCCCUCGCCACACCGGCGACCACCAAGAACACCGCCACCUCCUCGCCUCCGCUUAGUGCAUGUCGGCAGGAGCGCCACCACCAUACUUCCUCCUGACCACUGCGGCAAGCAGCAGCGCCUUCCUUGGCUUCUGCGGCGUGGAUGCCGGCGCCAAGCGGCGGCGUGUACCCAUCAGUGGAGGCUGCGGAUGGAUAAGAGCCAGUACAAAAUAAGGAUUAAGGACUGCAGGCUGAAUUCCAACUAAUGCAGGGUUUUUUUUGCAAAAACAAAACGUUUUUCUAGAGUGCCACUUAAACAGGGACUGCAGGUUGAUUUCAAAGGAACGUAGGGGCUUUUUCAUAAAAACGCCGACAACGUACGACCAGAAGCAAUAUUUGCUUUAUUAGUAGGGAAAGAUAUGUUUGUUUGAUGUUUUUAUUAUGUACUUCCACCUUACUAAAGAACUGGUUCACCGAAAUGAGUUUCAUAUACUAGUACAUGCUAAACUUGUUA